Carica papaya (papaya) is the source of this 1473-nucleotide messenger RNA. RefSeq names its product DNA-directed RNA polymerase. Gene Ontology annotation, biological process: transcription elongation by RNA polymerase I; DNA-templated transcription initiation. Lineage: Eukaryota; Viridiplantae; Streptophyta; Magnoliopsida; Brassicales; Caricaceae. Gene Ontology annotation, cellular component: RNA polymerase I complex. The record is from RefSeq and is a predicted model, not a curated record.
AAAAUAUAAAUGAUUCUGGGAAAGUUCUUCCUCUCCAGAGAUGUUUUUGAGUUUGUAAAUAUAUAGAACAAAUAGGGUUUUUCACUUCUUACACUCCUUGUCCAAAUCAACAGAGCCAAAAGUAGAGUGCGGCCGUGUCUCGCUUCUUCCCGUCGUCUUCACGACCGCGGUUGUGACCGAGCCAGAGUUUGAACUUCUCCCUCCCUCUCUCGUUUGUUUGAACUUUGGAGGAAGAGGCGGCUCGUGGCCGCAGUUGCGCCUCUUUUGCUCUUCACAGCAGCGGCUCCUCCCGGCUUCUGAAGAUAUUUACGCUCUCCUUUGAGUUACAAUGGAAGGGCUGAAGGUAUCUGAUGCAAAUUUAAUAGUAUAUCUACAUCCUUCCAAGAGUAUGAAGGCUGUUCAGGCAAUCCUCCGUGAGCUUAGUGCUUUACUCUUCAAGUUCAGUGAAGCUUUUGAUGGUGUUCUUCUGGCUUAUGAUGUUAACAUUCUAGAUAAAUGUGCAAAAAUUCUUCCUGGAGUUCAUCCUUACUUUGGUGUGAGACUAAAAGCGAAGCUCUUACUUUUUUCGCCAAAGCCAGAUUUGUUAAUAGAAGGGAAAGUAGUGAAACUUACAGAAGAAUCCAUUCAUGUAAUAGUUCUUGGUUUCUCAUCUGCUAUCAUAUCUGAGGCUGAAUUCUGUAAGAAGUUUGAAUAUAAAAUUAAACAUGGCGAACAUCGAUUUGUUAGCAGAUCUCAGAAGCGUCAUGUGAUAAAGGUUGGAACCACGAUACGAUUUUUGAUCAAGAGUUUGGAUGAAGAAAUAAUGCAUAUAUAUGGGUCUUUGGUCCCGGAACAUACAGGAUGCGUACGGUGGUUGACAAAAAACUUGGAAGAUGUUUCACUAAAUGAGAGGUAUGCUAAGAAGAGAAGAUUUAGUGAGGGGGAGAUUGAAAUGCAGGAGCUUGACACUGUUAGUGAGGGAGUAUCUUCCUUGAGCAAUGCUCUACAAUCUAGAAAGUCAAAGAAGAAUAGAGCUGUUGGAAAUCAUUGACAACUGUUGAAUCUUUUCACCUAGGACAAUCUCUUGAUCAGGACGGUUCAAACUACGGUUGGCAGAAUUCAUAUGCAAAGGAGCAUGUACGGUGAAUCCAAUUUGAUUGGUCGAAAGAGGAUUUUGUGCGCAUCCCUUUUUCCUUUAUAUCAUUAAUUUUGCAUAAUUUGCAUAUUCAUUCCGUGUAUACUUAUCAUUAAAAAAGAGAUUGCUUAAGGUACUUGUUUGAUGUAUUCUUUUGGGAGGAAACUCUGAUAUUUUUAGUCAUAUUAUUGGCUAAUUUUCCUUAUAAUUUUUAAGGCUGCAAAUUGGAUAAAGGUCAUAAAAUGUAGCCUAGUAGAGAUAGAUGAGGUUUUUGGCCACUCUGUGACCUGAUAGAUCUGAAUCGAAGGGCACUGAAGCUUUCUGUCUUGUUUUUGUGUUUAUUGACUGGUUGUUGGCUA